Nannospalax galili (Upper Galilee mountains blind mole rat) is the source of this 1458-nucleotide messenger RNA. Its product is annotated as E3 ubiquitin/ISG15 ligase TRIM25. Lineage: Eukaryota; Metazoa; Chordata; Mammalia; Rodentia; Spalacidae. The record is from RefSeq and is a predicted model, not a curated record.
GAGUCUACAAACAGGAAGAUGGAGCAGCUGAGACAAGAGUAUAAGGAAAUGAAGGCUCUUAUUGAUGCAGCUGAGGCCAGCUCCACACAAAAGAUAAAGGAGGAGGAGGAGAGGGUCAGCAGCAAGUUCGACACCAUUUAUCAGGUUCUCCUGAAGAAGAAGAGUGAGAUGAACAACCUGAAGGCUGAGAUUGAGCUCAGCCUGACCAAAGGGGAUGAGUUUGAGUUUCUGGAGGUGAGUGACCUCUCCCUACCAUCGAGUGUUCAUUGUAGUUGGGACCUCAUAGAGUUGGAGACAGGGGAGGUCAGUGGCCAUGCACGUCCUUGAGAUGCCCUGUAUUUCUGUACUGUCACAGCUUACCCAAAUGUAGGAGCUUAGAACAUCUGUUUAUUAUCUCAGUGUUCUCUUGGCUCAGGAUCUGAGCAUGGUUUCCCAGGUUGUCAGCCUAGGCUCUCACAAGGCUGCAGUCUAGGAGCAGGCGGGGCUGUAUUGAUAUUGAAGCCCAGGGUUGUUUUCCAAGCACGCCUGGUUACUGGCAGAGUUUAGUUCCUUGGGGCUGUAGGUCAAGGUUUCCACUUCCUUGCUGGCUGGCAGCUGAGGCCUUCUCUCAACUUGGCAGCUUGCUUCCUCCAGCCCACAGAACUGUUUCUCCUUCUAGGAAGGCCCCCGUUCCUCUUUUAAGGGCUUUUACCCUAUAAGUCUUGCCCACCCAGGAUAAUCACCCUUUUGAUGAAUUCAUUCGACUGGUUUGACAUCUUAAUUGCCUCUGAAGUGUUCUUCCUCUUGUGCCUUGUAAACUUAUCCUGAGGUAAUGCCCUUUCCUGUCCCAGUCCUGCCUGUGCUCAAGGGGAUGGUUACAGAGGAUGUGUAUGAGGGUGGGAAGCUUGGAACCUCCAUCCUCUCCCAUCAUUCCCCACAUGGCCCCGGGAGUGUCUUUCUGAAGCUCUGCCCCCGUUCUUUCUGGCCUCAUGCUUCUUAGCACAGCCCGUGCAGUCCUUGCUGUCCAGGCUUGGCCUCAGCUGUCUAACUCAUCUCCUGCCAGCACCCCUAGCCUAUGCCUUGUGUUCUGACCGCAGCAGAUACUUCACUCUUCAAUCCCCAGACACAGGAAGGCGGGAACUGCUGUGCUGACUGGCUCUACUUAGUGGAUCAUGUCCUUUUUCCAGGACCAGCUCCAGCCACACACCCUGCCCCGAUGGGUCCUGUUGUUACAGAUUAGUGGUGUUGCAGAGUGUGUCCCCUUACCCUACCAUAGCACUGAGGAUACAAUUUCAGAUAUGCUUAUUUUUGUGCAUCCUGUGGCAGUAAGCUACAUCUUAUCACUGCCUUCUCCUUGCCUGUGAGUGCAGAGCCCAGAGCAUUCAGGGGCUGUCCAGUGAGCCACCCGGUUUGGUGUCUUGCCACUAACCUCCAAGGACCCAGAUUCCCUUGCUUAGUACAGGAGUAUUGGAACCUUGU